UGGGUAGGACUGAGCGGCUUAUUGGAUGCUCCUCACAGUGACUCAGGGAGAGAGGGCGUCUCUGGGAUCUCAGUAAGUUUGGAGCUCGUCGGCUCUGCACAAGGACUUUAGGAUGAGGAGAGACAGGAGGAGGGGGCAGGGGGUCUGGGGGCAGAGCAGCACAAGCCAAGGAGAUCCAUGAUCUUUUUGGGGGGGGCUUUUUCCCCAGGAUGGGAGACGGAAUGGACUGUAACAGCAGCAGCAGCAGCCACCACCACCACCACAACAACAACAACAACAGGUCAGCCACCCUGGUGUCAGCCAACUCUGCCAAUGGGGUAAGUCCCAACGGCCCCGAGCAGAGCAGCUCCGAGCACCAGUGGGUGAUAGUGAUGGGGGUGAUCAUGGCUGUGAUUGUGCUGAUCAUAGUGGUGGGCAAUCUCCUGGUGGUCCUCGCCAUCGCCAGGAACCAGAGGCUGCAGACACUGACCAACCUGUUCAUCGUGUCCUUGGCUUGCGCCGACCUGGUCAUGGGUUUGCUGGUGGUCCCCUUCGGGGCCACCCUGGUGGUCAGGGGCACUUGGCUUUACGGCUCGUUCUUCUGCGAGUUCUGGACCUCAGUGGAUGUCCUGUGUGUGACCGCCAGUAUCGAGACCCUGUGUGUCAUCGCCAUCGACCGCUACAUCGCCAUCACCUCUCCCUUUCGCUACCAACACCUGUUGACCAAGACCAGGGCCAGAGGGAUCGUGUGUGUGGUGUGGGCCAUCUCGGCCCUCAUCUCCUUCCUGCCCAUCAUGAUGCACUGGUGGAGGGACGAGAACCCCGAUGCCAUUGUGUGCUACAAUGAUCCCUGUUGCUGCGACUUCUUGACCAACAAAGCCUACGCCUUGGCCUCGUCCAUCAUCUCCUUCUACCUGCCUCUGCUCAUCAUGAUCUUUGUCUACGCGCGGGUCUUCCAAGAGGCCAAGAAGCAGAUGCAGAAGAUCAUCAAGUGCGAGGGGAGGUUCUACAGCAGUUACUUCAUCCCCAACGGCAGGUCUGCCCGGAGGAGACCUUCCAAAACCAUAGCCAUCAAGGACCAGAAAGCCUUGAAGACUCUGGGGAUCAUCAUGGGCACCUUCACCCUGUGUUGGCUGCCCUUCUUCCUGGUCAACGUGGCCAAGGCUUUCCGCAGUGAGAUAGUCGACGAUAAACUCUUCUUGUUUCUCAACUGGUUGGGUUAUGUCAACUCGGCUUUCAACCCCAUCAUUUACUGCAGGAGCCCAGACUUCAGGAAGGCCUUCAAGAGGUUACUCUUCUGCCCCAGGAGACCAGGGAGCAGACUGGACCUGGACUCCGGGGGCUUCUCGCGUUGCUCUGGGAUGUUUGGUAACACUCUGGACCCGAGGAACCUGGAGAUGUGGUCAGACUGGAACAUGGCUCUGCAGAGCAGCAGCGAGGGGCAGGGGAGAGUUCUUAUUCGGGUUUUCUGUGUUCCUUCUUUACCGUACGAUGCAAUAAAUAAAUACAUAUAG
Callorhinchus milii (elephant shark) is the source of this 1493-nucleotide messenger RNA. RefSeq names its product adrenoceptor beta 1 (gene adrb1). Bases 210 to 1493 code for a protein of 427 amino acids. Gene Ontology annotation, biological process: adenylate cyclase-activating adrenergic receptor signaling pathway; norepinephrine-epinephrine-mediated vasodilation involved in regulation of systemic arterial blood pressure; positive regulation of heart rate by epinephrine-norepinephrine. The transcript is spliced from 2 exons. Gene Ontology annotation, cellular component: membrane. Lineage: Eukaryota; Metazoa; Chordata; Chondrichthyes; Chimaeriformes; Callorhinchidae. The record is from RefSeq and is a predicted model, not a curated record. Gene Ontology annotation, molecular function: beta1-adrenergic receptor activity.